AUCUGCUUUGAGGAUGGAUCCUGAGUGGGAAACUGUGGGUGCGGCUGGGAUGGAGCUGUCAAAGAAAUCAGUUGGUAAUCCAGUAGGAGGGGGGUCUGCGAUGCCUGCCUCUUCAGCAUUUUCAUCAUCGUCCUCAUCGUAAACUCCAGCCAAAAGACUCAGACCUGUAGAUGUUGUUGGAGGAGCAGAUUCCUUUUCGCUGGGUUUCUCAAAGAAGUCUCCAGGCAGCCCUGACGAUGAUUGGCCUGCACUCGACGACGAUUUUCCCCUUUUCACUUCAGCAACAUCAUGGUCCUGUGUUUUCCUCUUCACAGGUUGAAUCUUGGGUAUCAAAGGCUGAAUCUUGGGUAUCACAGGCUGACUUUCUGCGCCCUUUAGCUCAGCAACCUUCUCUUUAUGACUUUUCCCCAGAACAUGAGCUGGCCACAGAAGCUCCGACUUCACCUGCACAUUGCACAGGACGCAACUGAGGUGUCCGAGACUGUUAUAUUUAGCAAAAGGAGACUCCACCUUCUUCUUGUCUGCUGUUUGCCUUUGUUUUUCUCGCAUCAAACGCCGGAGCUCCUCUUGAUUCACGACUUUUUUCCCCUUCUUAGAGCUUGCCAUUAUUGAAAACAAAACAGCUCGUCAAGUUGCUGGUUUUGCAGAAGACUGUCGCAUGAAGAUGACGUCAACUGCAUAAACACGUUCAAACCGUUCAAACCCAAACCACGUUCAAACCACGCGAGAUUUGGUGGAGCACAGGACGCUACUUGGAAUGUUAGCUCAGCUGGCUUCCAUGAACCUCACCGUCCGCCUGAAUUUUGCCGCAAAGUGAUCUGAUCCCAUUUUGAAACGUAAAUCUAAGGAGCAAAGAAGAGACAACGAUGUAGUCGUUUGAUUUCCGUUCUUAAUUUUAGAUGUAUGUUGAUUUAGUACGUCUAUGUUCUCUUAUGUUUAGCAUUAUUCUCUGUUUUCAUCGCCGCACCCUCCAUAUUCAUUUUUUAUUGGGGGCAAGCUAGCUAACGUUUGCAGGGAGCUAAUGUUGCUUUGGAUUGGAGUAGCAGGUGUAAUAUUGUUGUAUAGAGGAAGCAGACAGCUACCACUAAAUAUCGCUUUGUGCUCGAGUUUAUGAAGCCGUUUUGAUAUAUUGCUUCCAGAUUUAUGCUACGACUGCAGCACAGUAUUUACAUUAUUACUCGUUUAAAGCACGAUAGGCAUCAUCAUGACAGGUGAGAAGAUACGCACUAUGCGAAAGGACCACAACAAACCGAACAAAAAUGACGAGAUUAUGGACACGUACGAUGAGACCUCUAACGGGACUAUUCCUAACGGGACCAGUAACCAUUUUAAAUCCAACAAGGCUUUUCAGAAAGCUGCCAAAACCUCGGCCCUGCAGCAGCAACAGCAGCUCAAUGCAAACAACAUUAAUGGCAAUUGUUCGUCAAUCGGCACUGUUGUCAAUGAUGAUAACAAAAACCCGAUCAUCCUGACAAGUGAGGACUUGGAGUUCCCUGUGCACGAGUGCGUGUUCAAGGGAGACGUGCGUAGGCUCUCCUCCCUCAUCAGGACCCAGAGCAUCUCUCAGAAGGAUGUGCAUGGGAACACACCUCUUCACCUGGCUGUGAUGAUGGGCCACAAAGAGUGUGCCCUCCUUCUCCUUGCUCACAAUGCACCUGUGAAGAUCAAGAACGCACAGGGAUGGAGUCCUCUGGCAGAAGCUAUCAGCUAUGGUGACCGGCAGAUGAUCACAGCAAUCCUUCGGAAAUUAAAGCAGCAAUCCCGGGAGAGCGUGGAGGAUAAGAGGCCCAAGUUACUGAAGGCUCUGAGGGAGCUUGGUGACUUUUAUCUGGAGCUGCAUUGGGACUUUCAGAGCUGGGUUCCUUUGCUGUCCCGGAUGCUACCCUCGGAUGCUUGUAAAAUCUACAAGCAGGGAAUUAAUAUCAGACUUGACACAACUCUCAUAGACUUCACUGAUAUGAAGUGUCAGCGUGGAGAUCUGAGCUUCAUUUUCUGCGGCGACGCAGAACCCUCUCAGUCCUUUGUGGUCCUGGACAAUGAAGCAAAAGUGUACCAAAGAAUACACCACGAGGAGUCAGAGAUGGAGACAGAAGAAGAGGUUGAUAUCCUGAUGAGCAGCGACGUCUACUCUGCAACCCUGUCCACCAAAUCCAUCAGCUUCUCUCGCAGUCAGAUCGGCUGGCUGUUCAGAGAGGACAAAACGGAGCGUGUUGGAAACUUCCUGGCUGACUUCUAUUCAGUGAAUGGGCUGAUGCUAGAGUCACGGAAACGGCGAGAACACCUAAGCGAGGAGGACAUCUUGAGGAACAAAGCCAUCAUGGAAAGCCUGAGUAAAGGAGGCAGCAUCAGUGAUCAAAACUUUGAGCCUGUGAGAAGGCAGUCGCUCUCUGCUCCAGCACCCAACACAAUUUCUUGGGAAGAGUACAUCACCGCGGAGCACGGAAAGCCUCCUCAUCUCGGUAGAGAGCUCGUGUGCAAGGAGAGCAAGAAGAACUUCAAAGCUACCGUAGCCAUGAGCCAGGAUUUCCCCCUAGGCAUCGAGUCGUUACUCAACGUGUUGGAGGUCAUAGCCCCGUUCAAGCACUUCAACAAACUCCGGGAGUUUGUUCAGAUGAAACUUCCACCAGGGUUUCCAGUCAAACUCGACAUCCCCGUCUUCCCCACCAUCACAGCAACCGUCACCUUUCAGGAAUUCCGCUAUGACGAAUUUGAAGAGUCUAUUUUCUCCAUCCCUGCUGAAUACAAAGAAGAUCCCAGUCGCUUCCCUGACCUCUGACCUGCAAACACAACUGACAAUAACAGGAAAUGACCAGCGAGUCAAGAUGUUUGAGAGGUGGGAAACAAAAUGAGGAAUCCUUUUCUUCAUAUAUGUAUUAUUCUAUCCCUUUUGUUUUUUUCUUUACAAAGGGAGCUGGUCUCAUUGAUCAAGUGUUCAUUUCACUGGUGGUUCCAAAGCAAAUCAAUGCAAACAGAUUUUAAAGAGCGCUAUAUCACGUGUAUGCCUCAUUUCCACUGCAUGGUAAGGCUCGUUUGAUUCUAAUGCAAAAAAAUGAAAAAUGUUCUUGAUACCUGGUACUCUUUGGUGUCACCUCGGUUGAGGUUCCACGUAACCUUAGCCAAUACAUUUACUACAAUUCAGACUAUUGAUGGGUAAUGAGGUGGUCACUGAUUUGAUACAGGACAGCUUCCAUCCCUAUGUUGGGAGGUCAGCUGCAGUGAUUUCAGCACAUUUACAGCACACACUCUAAUACAUUACUUGAUGUACUUUGCUUACAAAACAUACGUAGCUAAAGAUUGUUGAAGAUAAGUUAAGACCCUGCUUGUGUUUGUUAGGCACCGAAUAUACAACCACACUCAGCUAAGAGCUUCACCUACAGAGGGGAAUGAAAAAUCAAGUAGAGUUUCAAGAAGGGCCGAUACCUUGCUGGUUGGAAAGUGGCAUUAGAUGCAGAUCUGCAUUUUUUUUUUUUAAUGUGAAAUAUUUGCUAGUUUUUGUUGUACUUGCUGAGCAGAUGAAUCUGCUGCUCUGGGCUGCUGUCCUCUCCUGUGAAAGCUGUUAUAAGACACACGUUGAACUCGUCAUCGUCACUAUGUUAUUAUGAACUCUUAUCUCCGCCUUUCCGAGGACCGAUGACAGAAUUCUUGAAACUGCACUGACACCGUCAUCUGUAAAUAAUUCACAUCUCAUGUGUAAUUCAUAACAAAAAAGAGUCUCAAGUAUAACUUUAUCCUCAAACUGAGCUUAAUAUUCAUUUAUAAACUAUGUACUAUAUACAUAUAAAUACAUACUCAAAAAGGAGUAACACUGUGUAGCAAUACAUUUCCAGUACUUAAGAAUGUUUUUAACCAGCCGGGAGAAGGUUUAGCAUAAAAACACAUUCUUAACAGUUCAAUACCCCGAGCCUUUUCCCCUGUGCAGGACGCAGUCUCCUGUGUUUUCAGGUUCACUCAUGUUACCUCUCUGCUGUCUCCAUGUUUGUCGUGCUAGUAUGGACUCUGUGCUCAGUGUGAGUGAGUAACUGUACUGUAUAAAGGAUCGUUGUAUGUACGUUUGUGUGGGAGAACCCAGUGGGAUAUCAGGUAAACUGUAAUAAGUUUAAUACUGCACUGAUAUUAAGUAUAUUUAAGGCAUGCUAUGGCUGCGUUGGCCAACUGGAUAACAAGCAUUGUUAAAGAUAUAUUAUCUAAACAUUUGUUAUAUUUACCUGCAGACUUGAUAUAUGGAUUAUAGAAGAAACUGAAAAUUGUAACACUAACACUUUGAAACACCUUUCAGUGUUUAUAAAAUCUCUCCUUUGAUGGUAGUCUGCGCUUAAUUUACAUGUUUGUUUUUUUUAAUCCAGGGAGAGUAAACUAAGCUGUGAAGUUGAUAUUGCUGAAUUUUUCAAAAGUGUCCAGAAGGGAAAUUAUCUGAUUCAUCAAGUUGUCUCUGGCUUCAGCUAAUAUGUACUGCAACCAUACCUACUUCACAUCCCUUUAAAUAAAGCACCAGCAUCAUGUUUCAACUGA
This is a messenger RNA of Notolabrus celidotus (New Zealand spotty), 4509 nucleotides long. Its product is annotated as ankyrin repeat domain-containing protein 13C-like. NCBI's taxonomy places the organism in Eukaryota, Metazoa, Chordata, Actinopteri, Labriformes, Labridae. The transcript has 13 exons. Gene Ontology annotation, molecular function: protein binding. Gene Ontology annotation, cellular component: cytoplasm. The record is from RefSeq and is a predicted model, not a curated record. Bases 1205 to 2776 code for a protein of 523 amino acids.